Molecule: messenger RNA, 2130 nt
Organism: Oncorhynchus masou masou (cherry salmon)
Lineage: Eukaryota; Metazoa; Chordata; Actinopteri; Salmoniformes; Salmonidae
Product: caspase-8-like
Exons: 6
Coding region: 128-1375 (415 amino acids)
Biological process (GO): apoptotic process; positive regulation of neuron apoptotic process; proteolysis
Cellular component (GO): cytoplasm
Source: RefSeq, a predicted model, not a curated record
CCGAUUGGACAGUAACUAGAUGAAAGUAAAACUUCAUAUUUGCGAGGGAGAAGGGGAACGCAUAGCGACCACUGAAUUAUUUCAUCAACUUGGCGAGCGAAUAAGCUUUUAGUCGUACCGGUCCAUCAUGCAGAUGCUGAGAGAGAAGAAGACUUUGUUAACGGAGAUCCUGUCUGCGGACUCCAGCUACAUCCUUCAGCAUGUGCAGCAGGAGGAAAUAGUGACUAAUCGUGACUACAACAACCUAAACAUCCCCAAUCAGUCCGAUGAGAAGACUGUCGUCAACCUGCUGGAUAAAGUGAUGAAUAAAGGAGACACAAAAAGCUAUGAACUCGUGAACCUGCUGCAGAAACCACAUAUUAUAAAAAACUACCCUAGACUGGAGGAAAUAUUCAACAACCACACAGAACCCAGUGACCACACCUUCAACCCAGCCCCAACAAUCCCAAUUCCCUGUACAGAUAAUUCUGACCUGGAAACAGUGGUCACAGGUGGCGAUGAGGUCAGUCUGUAUGAGAUGACCAGUGUACCCCGUGGUCUCUGUUUGAUCAUCAACAACGAGAUAUUUGAAAAACUGAGUGAAAGAACAGGAUCAAACAAGGAUGCUGUGGAUCUGGCCAACAUAUUCAGCCGGAUGAAGUUCAGGGUGGUGAUGUGCAAGGACAAGACUGCAGUGGAGAUUCCCAGAGUGCUGAAGGUCUUCUCUGAGCUGAAGCAGUUAUCUGACCUCCAACAGUACAAUGCGAAGGAGUGGGUCGGUGGUCAGUUCACUGAUCUAAAGGAUCUUCCUAAGCAUGGCGAUGCCUUCGUCUGCUGCAUUCUGAGUCACGGAAAGAAGGAGGGCGUCUGUGGUACAGAUGGAACAGUCGUCCCCACCAUUGAUAUCCUCUCACCUUUCAACGGCACAAACUGUAGCAUGCUUGUUGAAAAGCCCAAGCUGUUCUUCAUCCAAGCCUGUCGAGGGAAGGACGUUCAGAAGGGCGUGCCGGUGAACAAGAAGCCUAAAGUUGAAGGGAUGGACAUGGAACUGGACACAGACGACGGCCAAGUCCAAGACUACACCCUUCCACUAUACUCCGACUACCUGGUUUUCAUGGCCAACGUAGAUCAGUAUAUCUCCAUCAGGAGCCCAACCUCUGGGUCCUGGUUCAUCCAGUCUCUGUGUGGCCAGCUUGAGAAAAGCUGCACCAGAGGGAAAAACAUAUAUGAGAUCCUUACAGGGGUCAAAGCUGCGGUGAGCAAGAAAAAAGGUGACCUUCGUAUUAAAGAUGCUUACGGUGGUUAUGGCUACGAGGUGGUCAAGCAAUCACCAGAUUCUAGAGACACCCUGACCAAGAUGCUCAUCUUUCCUGCUGAGACCACGCAUUCUUCCUGAUGAUCUCUUGAUGUUACCAUGGUACCCUUCAUCAUCAGUGGUCCAUAUGCUCUUUCAAGUUCAGUUUUUUAAUUUUUUUUUAAAUUUACCUUUACUUAACCAGGCAAGUCAGUUAAGAACACAUUCUUAUUUUCAAUGACGGCCUGGGAACAGUGGGUUAACUGCCUGUUCAGGGGCAGAACGACAGAUUUGUACCUUGUCAGCUCGGGGGUUUGAACUCGCAACCUUCCGGUUGCUAGUACAACGCUCCAUCCACUAGGCUAACCUUUGAUAUGAAAGGUUGAAUAGGCCAUAAUCAUGACACUAUCAAGUUCCUGUGGUGGCAUUCUUAUUCUGUUUUACAUUUACCUGGUACAUUUAUUACAUUUUUACAUUAAUUGUUGUUCAAUUUUACAGGACUUGGACAAAAAUAAAUUUUAUAUUAAUGAUACAGAAUUUCACCAGCUUAUAUACCAAAAGUCCUGUGGCACUGCUGCAGCUCAACCAAGAGAGCCAGGUGACAUUGACUUUUUAACCAAACUAUUAGUUUGAUAUGUGAAGAUACUCCGAAUCAGCAUUCUAUGUAAAGUUUCAUAGCAAGAACAACUGGUUAUUGAUAUCUUGGCACACUGUUUCAGCUUUACUUUCCUUUUUUUUUAAAUGUGAUUUCAUCUAUUUUAUUUAGAAUCUUUUAUACAAUCAUGUUUUCUUACAUGCCUUUCCUGCCAUCUUAAAAUAUGUUAUACUUCAAAAUAAAUAUUUUAUCAACAGUUGGA